This is a messenger RNA of Orycteropus afer afer, 873 nucleotides long. It is a transcript of the gene PIH1D1, whose product is annotated as PIH1 domain containing 1. Gene Ontology annotation, cellular component: R2TP complex; ribonucleoprotein complex; cytoplasm. Lineage: Eukaryota; Metazoa; Chordata; Mammalia; Tubulidentata; Orycteropodidae. The transcript is spliced from 9 exons. Gene Ontology annotation, biological process: box C/D snoRNP assembly; rRNA processing. The coding region runs from base 1 to 873 and encodes 290 amino acids. The record is from RefSeq and is a predicted model, not a curated record.
AUGGCGGAGUCCAACCCGCUGGUACCCGAGUUAAGCGAAUCAGAGACUGUGGGCCCUGAGACGGCGCGGUUCGAGGAGCUACUGCUACAGGCCUCCAAAGAGCUCCAGCGGGCCCAGACGCCCGGAGCAGAGUCAAGACAGAUCCAGCCUCAGCCUGGUUUCUGCAUAAAGACCAGCUCCUCCGAUGGGAAGGUUUUCAUCAACAUCUGCCACUCGCCCUCCAUCCCGCCCCCGGCUGACGUGACUGAGGACCAGCUGCUGCAGAUGCUAGAGGACGACCAAGCUGGCUUCCGCAUCCCCAUGAGUCUGGGAGAGCCUCACGCGGAACUGGAUGCAAAAGGCCAAGGCUGUACGGCCUACGACGUAGCUGUCAACAGCGACUUCUACUGGCGGAUGCAGAACAGCGAUUUCUUACGGGAGCUUGUGAUCACCAUCGCCAGGGAGGGCCUUGAGGACAAAUACAGCCUGCAGCUGAAUCCGGAAUGGCGCAUGUUGAAGAAUCGGUCUUUCCUGGGCUCUAUUUCCCAGCAGAACAUCCGCUCCCAGCAACGUCCUCGAAUCCAGGACCUGGGGAAGCUGCCCUCGGCGGGCUACCGAGGAGCUGAGACAGGCCCUGAGAAGCCGCGCCUGAACCUUUGGCUGGAAGCCCCUGACCUCCUCUUGGCGGAAAUUGACCUCCCCAAGCUGGAUGGAGCCGUGGGGCUGUCGCUGGAGCUCGGGGAGAACCGCCUGGUGAUGGGGGGCCCCCAGCAGCUGUACUACCUGGAUGUCUGCAUCCCCCUGCAGAUCAGCACUGAUGAGAGCAGGGCCGCCUUCCACCGGAAGAGGAAGCAAUUGUUGGUGGCGAUGCCCCUCUCGGCGGUGCCUUCGUGA